AUGUGGAAAGUCGUGGAUAAUUACUUUAAAACGCAUGAUAUCGCCCAACACCACAUCAACUCCUUCAACAGCUUUAUCUCAAAGGGCAUCAAAGAAAUCCUGAUUGCCAAUAACCGAGUCACGUCUGAGGUAGACUCAAACUGGUACAUCAAAUACCUCGACAUUAGAGUAGGCACGCCGGAAUUUCGCGAUGGCCAACAACGACACACUUUGACGCCACAAGAAUGCCGGUUGAGGGAUCAAACUUAUUCUGCACCGAUUUACGUGGACAUCGAGUUUACUCGAGGCCAGGAUGUGGUACGGCAGAAGGACAUCCUAAUCGGGCGAAUGCCGAUAAUGUUGCGAAGUCGAAAUUGUGUGCUUUACAAGAAGAAUGUGGAUGAUCUAAUGAAGCUUCAGGAGUGUCCUAAUGAUCCUGGCGGAUACUUUGUCAUUAAUGGCAGCGAAAAGGUGAUAUUGAUGCAAGAGCAAGCAUCGAAGAAUCGUAUAUUUACUUUUAAAAAUGACGAGGACAUUAUAUGCGAAGUCACAUGCAUCUCAACGGAGAAAAAGUCGCGCCUAGUCUUGCAAAUGAACAAGAAAAAGCAGGUCGUGGUAAAGCACAAUUUGUUUCCCAAAGAAGGUCUCCCGGUUUUUAUACUAUUCAAAGCUAUGUCCGGCUUGAGCGACAAGGAGAUCACUAAUCUCAUUCUUCGACACACCGAGCACAGUAAGGAAAUGUUCAAACUGCUUCUGCCAUCAAUAGAGCAGUGCAUCGAAUUGAAAGUGCUUUCAGAGCUAAGCGCACUGGAGUACAUCGGCAAGCGCAUCUCCCUCUCAAAGGAGCCCACAAAACUGCCGGCUUCAAUUGCAUUUGAUGUCAUCUACAAUUCAGUGCUAACGCAUAUACCAAUGAAGAAGCACUCCUUUUAUUCAAAAGUGCUCUACCUUGCCUUUAUGAUGCGUCGGCUCCUCAUGGCGCACAUUGACCCUGACAACCAUAUUGACAAUCGUGAUUUCUACGGAAACAAGCGACUCGAGCUGGCUGGAACUUUGAUCGGUUUUCUAUUUGAAGAUGCUUUCAAGCGGUACAACGCUAUUUUAAUGUCAACAGCUAACCGCUAUCUGCCCAAGGUGAAGGUUUGCCAGUUUGAUGCGACCAAGUACAUGACCAGUACCUUAAUCACGCAAACACUGAACAAUUCAAUUGCCACUGGAAACUGGUCGAUUCGUCGUUUUCGCAUCAAUCGUAUUGGCGUCAGUCAAGUUUUAUCUCGUCUGAGUUAUUUGGCGACUCUUGGUAUGUUGACUCGAAUCAACUCGCAAUUUGAGAAAACCCGAAAGACAACUGGUCCUCGAUCUCUGCAGUCUUCCUACUGGGGCAUCGUUUGUCCCAGUGACACGCCUGAAGGUGAAAGUUGUGGGCUUGUGAAGAACCUCGCUUUGAUGUGCCAAAUAUCCACUGAAGAUGCUGAUAAGGAAAUCUACAACAUCUGCUCACAGUCUACCUUUGUGGUGCCCUUCGGUCUUCUAGACUUUGACCGACUUGAAUAUGGCUUGCAUUACCUCUUCAUCAAUGGUGUCAUUGUUGGCUAUGUGACCAAUGCUGCCUUGUUCACAGCUGACAUGAGAAAGCAUCGACGAAAAGGGCAAAUUCCCAAGUUUACCUCAAUUUACACCAGUGAAUCACACCAGUCGGUGUACAUAUCUUCUGAUGCUGGUCGACUUUGUCGUCCCUACGUCAUCGUUAAUGAAAAGGGAUUCAGUGAGCUGACUUCUCGUGAUGUCAACUUUGUGGAGCGCGGCAUCAAAACGUUCAAUGAUCUAAUUGAUGAAGGCAAAAUUGAGUAUCUCGACAUGAAUGAGCUCAAUGACUGUUUCAUUGCCCUGAAUGAAGCAGCUAUCAUCCCUGCAAAGACUACUCACAUGGAAAUUGAAGUGUUUACCAUUCUUGGAAUAUGCGCCUCAAUUGUUCCCUUUCCGCACUGUAAUCAGUCGCCGCGAAAUACGUACCAGUGCGCCAUGGGCAAGCAGGCCAUGGGCGUGAUUGCACUCAAUCAGAACCUUCGCAACGACACACUGCUUUAUACUAUUCAGCAUCCACAGUAUCCACUUGUGCAGACCAAACCAAUGCGAAUGUUUGACUGGAUUCCAGCCGGGCAAAAUCCAACAGUGGCUGUCAUGUCCUACAGUGCCUACGAUCUGGAAGAUGCCACAGUGCUGAACAAAUCUAGCAUUGAGUUUGGCUAUGCUCGCUGCUUUGUCUACAAAAAUGCAAAGUCUGAGCUGAAAAGUUAUCCCAACGGACAGUGCAAGGACAGACUGGAGAACCCGUUGACCAGCGAAGCCUGUAACAGCAAAAACAAGUACAGGUAUUCCGUCAUUGAGCCGGAUGGUCUCGCUUCACCUGAGAGCAUUGUUUAUGAAAAUCAGCUUUUGAUCAAUAAGUUAUCACCUGAUGUGGCGGGGAAUCAAUCACUUGGCAGCCUAGGAGCGGCUCAUCCACCCAAUGUGACCUGGAAUGAAAGUCCACUAGUCUACCGAACUUCUUCUCCAAGUGUUGUAGAUAAAGUGACUAUCUCUAACAACAACGAUGACGACGUCAUCAUCAAAGUGCUCUAUCGGCAGAUGCGCGCUCCAAUUGUUGGGGACAAGUUCAGCUCUCGUCACGGUCAAAAGGGCGUCAUCGGAGCCAUCUUCAACAAGGCCAUAAUGCCCUUCAACUGCGACGGAAUCAGCCCGGACACCAUUAUGAACCCUCACGGUUUUCCUUCUCGAAUGACGGUCGGAAAGCUGAAGGAGAUGACGGCUGCCAAGGCAGGCGCCCUCAAAGGCACCAUCCACGACGCCACUGUCUUUGGUGGCACCAAAAUGGACGACUGCUUUGAUAUCAUGCAGAAGCACCAUCGACUCUUUUCCGGCAAGGAGCUGGUCGUCUCGGGGAUAACGGGCGAGCUGAUUCCAGAGGAGGUCUACAUCGGCCCCAUCUACUACCAGCGGCUGAAGCACAUGGUCAGUGAUAAGGUGCACUCGCGCUCCAUCGGACCGAUGACUUCGCUAACCCGACAGCCCACUGAAGGCCGCUCGCGUGAUGGUGGCUUGCGAGUGGGUGAAAUGGAGCGUGACUGUUUAAUUGGCCACGGUACGUCUUAUGCUCUUCUGGAGCGAUUCAUGUUCUCCAGUGAUGCCUACGAGAUGGAAAUUUGCAACACCUGUAACUUCAUUGUGGCGUCCAAGUUCUGUCUGAAGUGCAACGCAUCAGACAAUAUCGUCAAGGUGCGCAUUCCGUACGCCUUUAAACUGUUGACGCAGGAAUUGUUCUCCAUGGGAAUUCAUCCGGCGAUGGGCUUCAAAAUGAACAAGAAACGCUAA
Molecule: messenger RNA, 3351 nt
Organism: Rhagoletis zephyria (snowberry fruit fly)
Lineage: Eukaryota; Metazoa; Arthropoda; Insecta; Diptera; Tephritidae
Source: RefSeq, a predicted model, not a curated record